CAUCCCUGUCGGUCUCAGACACCCACUUCACUCUCAACUUCAAUGGCUCCUUUUCCCUCCCAUCCCAUCCCCUUACUCUUCCUCCUCUUUUCUUUCCUCCCUCUCCUCUCCCUCUCCGCCGUUGAUCAACCCUACAAAACCUACAUCGUACGCAUUGACUCUCAAUCUAAGCCCUCCAUUUUCCCGACACACUACCACUGGUACACCACUGAAUUCACUGACGCCCCUCAAAUACUCCACACUUACGACACCGUUUUCCAUGGCUUUUCCGCCACACUCACACCAGACCACGCCGCCACUCUCAGCCAACACCCAUCAGUUCUUGCGGUGUUUGAAGACAAACGGCAACAACUCCACACCACCCGGUCCCCUCAGUUUCUUGGACUCAGAAACCAACGUGGUCUCUGGUCGGAUUCGGAUUAUGGUUCUGAUGUUAUCAUUGGCGUUCUCGAUACCGGGAUCUGGCCAGAACGAGGGAGCUUCUCUGACGUCAAUCUUGGAGCGAUUCCUGCUCGGUGGAAAGGAAUUUGUGAAGUCGGUGAAAGAUUUUCAGCAAGUAACUGCAACAAGAAGUUGAUUGGUGCCCGGUUUUUUAUCAAAGGACAUGAGGCAGCAAGUGGGAGCAUGGGACCGAUUACUCCUAUAAAUGAAACUGUGGAGUUUAAGUCUCCACGAGAUGCCGAUGGUCAUGGGACUCACACGGCAUCAACUGCCGCAGGAAGGCAUGUGUUUGGUGCUAGCAUGGAAGGGUACGCGGCAGGGAUUGCUAAAGGGGUAGCGCCGAAAGCACGUUUGGCCGUUUAUAAAGUUUGUUGGAAGAAUGCAGGGUGUUUUGAUUCUGAUAUUUUAGCUGCUUUUGAUGCUGCGGUUAAAGAUGGAGUUGAUGUCAUUUCGAUUUCCAUUGGUGGUGGUGAUGGGAUUUCGGCACCUUAUUAUCUUGAUCCGAUUGCCAUCGGUGCUUAUGGUGCGGCUUCUAGAGGGGUUUUUGUCUCGUCUUCGGCUGGGAAUGACGGGCCUAAUUUAAUGUCAGUGACGAAUCUUGCUCCGUGGAUUGUUACUGUUGGUGCUGGAACAAUUGACAGGAAUUUCCCCGCAGAAGUUGUUCUUGGUAAUGGGAAGAGAUUAUCUGGUGUUUCGCUAUAUGCUGGAUUGCCAUUGAGUGGUAAAAUGUAUCCUCUGGUUUAUCCGGGGAAAUCAGGGGUUUUGUCCUCGUCACUGUGUAUGGAAAAUUCAUUGGAUCCUAAUAUGGUGAAGGGAAAAAUUGUUGUUUGCGAUCGCGGAAGUAGCGCAAGAGUGGCAAAAGGGUUGGUUGUUAAGAAAGCUGGAGGUGUUGGUAUGAUUCUUGCUAAUGGAAUGUCUAAUGGUGAAGGUUUAGUUGGCGAUGCUCAUUUAAUUCCUACUUGUGCUCUUGGUUCUGAUGAGGGUGAUACAGUUAAGGCUUAUGUUUCAGCCACUUCGAAUCCGGUUGCUACUAUUGCUUUCAAGGGUACUGUGAUCGGAAUCAAACCAGCUCCUGUUGUGGCUUCGUUUUCGGGUAGGGGGCCAAAUGGAUUGACCCCGGAGAUUCUGAAGCCGGACUUGAUUGCUCCCGGGGUGAACAUUCUUGCUGCUUGGACGGAUGCUGUUGGUCCAACUGGAUUGGAUUCAGAUACUCGAAAAACUGAAUUCAACAUUCUUUCAGGCACUUCAAUGGCAUGUCCUCAUGUAAGUGGCGCCGCAGCCUUGCUUAAAUCUGCCCACCCAGAUUGGAGUCCGGCAGCAAUUAGGUCUGCAAUGAUGACCACUGCCAAUACAUUCAAUAAUCUAAACCAGCCAAUGACUGAUGAGGCCACUGGAAACGUGUCGUCAUCAUACGAUUUGGGUGCAGGGCAUCUCAAUCUUGAUCGAGCAAUGGAUCCAGGGUUGGUUUAUGAUAUUACUAACAACGAUUAUGUGAACUUUUUGUGUGGAAUUGGAUACGGGCCUAGAGUAAUUCAGGUGAUCACGCGAUCACCUGUGAGUUGUCUAGAGAAGAAACCAUUGCCAGAGAACCUCAAUUACCCUUCAAUCGCAGCAUUGCUUCCAAGCUCAGCAAAGGGAGCAACAAGCAAGGCGUUCAUUAGAACAGUCACCAAUGUGGGUCAACCGGACGCUGUUUAUCGUUUCACAAUCCAAGCUCCAAAGGGGGUUACAGUGACAGUGAAACCACCAAAAUUGGUGUUCACCGAAGCCAUGAAGAAGCAGAGCUUCAUUGUAACCGUAACGGCCAACACCCGGAAUCUGAUGCUGGAUGAUUCGGGUGCUGUAUUCGGGUCAAUUUCGUGGUCUGAUGGGAAGCAUGUCGUUAGGAGUCCCAUUUUGGUGACCCAGAUAGAUCCCUUGUAAACUUAUAGUUUCACUUGGAUCAUAUCUUAUGAUCGGUAAGGUUGGCUGGCAGGUGGUUAAGCUAUAGCGCUGAAGUAGCAAGAGAGAGUGUGAGGUAGCAUAGGUGUAGAAUUUUCUACGUACAAGUGUGUGUUGCCACCCUUCUUUCUGUUGGCUGCCAGGUUAGGACUAAGGCCAAGAACUGCUUUUGAGGGAUGGUUAGUGUGAGUUCUUUCUUUGUUUUUUCCUUUCCUUGUUAAAUUAUAUCUGUUACCAUCCUUUUUUCCAUGUAAUGUUGUAUAUGUAUAAACUUGACAAGUUUAUAUAAGCAAUAGUUUGAUA
This is a messenger RNA of Populus nigra (black poplar), 2685 nucleotides long. Its product is annotated as subtilisin-like protease SBT1.6. The record is from RefSeq and is a predicted model, not a curated record. The coding region runs from base 43 to 2364 and encodes 773 amino acids. Gene Ontology annotation, molecular function: serine-type endopeptidase activity. Lineage: Eukaryota; Viridiplantae; Streptophyta; Magnoliopsida; Malpighiales; Salicaceae. Gene Ontology annotation, biological process: proteolysis. The transcript has a single exon.